AUGGAAAACAUUACCUGGAUGACUAAUCACUCUGGGAAGUCUGAUUUCAUCCUGGUGGGAAUCUUCAGUCAAUCAAUUCAUCCAAUUCUACUGUGUAUGGUAAUUUUUAUAGUUUUUCUGCUGGCUUUGAUUGGAAACAUUGUGUUGAUUUUUCUGAUACAUUCUGAUACCCACCUCCACACCCCCAUGUACUUUUUCAUCAGCCAGUUGUCUCUCAUGGAUGUAAUGUAUAUCUCUGUUACUGUGCCCAAGAUGCUUAUAGAUCAGAUCAUGGACAUGAAUAAGAUCUCAGUCCCUGAAUGUGCAAUGCAAAUGUUUCUCUACGUGACACUGGCAGGUUCAGAGUUUUUCUUUUUGGGUGCCAUGGCCUAUGACCGCUAUGUGGCCAUUUGUCAUCCUCUUCGUUACUCUGUCCUCAUGAGCCGUAGAGUGUGUCUCCUCCUGGCAUCAGGUUGUUGGUUUCUGGGAUCAGUGGAUGGAUUCAUGCUCACAUCCAUUACCAUGACCUUCCCCUUCUGCAGAUCCAGGGAGAUCCAUCAUUUCUUCUGUGAAGUCCCUGCUGUAAUGAAGCUCUCCUGCUCAGACACUUCCCUCUAUGAGACUCUCAUGUACCUGUGUUGUGUCUUCAUGCUCCUCAUUCCUGUGACAAUCAUCUCAAGCUCUUAUUUUUUUAUUCUCCUCACCAUCCACAGAAUGAACUCAGUAGAGGGCCAGAAGAAGGCAUUUGCCACUUGUUCUUCCCAUAUGACUGUGGUAAUCUUGUUUUAUGGUGCUGCUGUUUAUACCUACAUGCUUCCCAACUCCUACCACACCCCUGAGAAUGACAUGGUGUCUUUUACACCAUACUCACACCUGCGCUAA
Molecule: messenger RNA, 861 nt
Organism: Dama dama (fallow deer)
Lineage: Eukaryota; Metazoa; Chordata; Mammalia; Artiodactyla; Cervidae
Product: olfactory receptor 2T29-like
Exons: 1
Coding region: 1-861 (286 amino acids)
Biological process (GO): G protein-coupled receptor signaling pathway
Cellular component (GO): membrane
Molecular function (GO): olfactory receptor activity; G protein-coupled receptor activity
Source: RefSeq, a predicted model, not a curated record